This is a messenger RNA of Megalops cyprinoides (Indo-Pacific tarpon), 10757 nucleotides long. Its product is annotated as protocadherin-16-like. The transcript has 21 exons. Gene Ontology annotation, biological process: homophilic cell-cell adhesion. Bases 510 to 10364 code for a protein of 3284 amino acids. The record is from RefSeq and is a predicted model, not a curated record. Gene Ontology annotation, molecular function: calcium ion binding. NCBI's taxonomy places the organism in Eukaryota, Metazoa, Chordata, Actinopteri, Elopiformes, Megalopidae. Gene Ontology annotation, cellular component: cell-cell junction; plasma membrane.
UCGUGGCGUCGGGUUUCACUCGAAGAGGUGCAGUGUGUCGGCCGAGCUGUAAGUCAAAGCAUUACUGGAUGCUGUAGUGUGAGCGCACCGAGGAAAUCGCAUCAGUGAGCCAGGCUAAUAAGGACGGAGACGCUCUGAAGAGUGGACGCUACACCGGCGUGCGAAAACGAGGGCGGCAUCAUUACCCGUAUACCUGACACAAGAAAGGAACGGGGGAAACAACGGACAGGGGGAAAUAACGGGAGCAAAGACACUAGGUUGAAUGCGGGAUUUUUAAAAAGGAUAUACAAUCGUGGAGAUAAUGUAAGGUACCGCCAGAGUAUUUCUGUAUAUGAACGCUUUCUGGAUUACUCUUCGGUGCCGAGAGAAUUGGAAAUAAAUCUGCAUACAAAUAGGAUUUUUCUUCGGAGGAUAACGGACUCAUACAUUCAGAGCUGCGGCGGUAACAGAUGAAUGCUUAAGGAGAAGCAGACGGCACGAAGGCAUCGUCUAAAGGUUCAGGGGAGGUGAUGAUGGAUCAGUUGCAGAAACAAGGGAGCUGGAACAGAAAGAUGCUGUUGCUGCUGUAUGUGGCCCUGGAUCUCUUAGCCGUGCACUUACCCACAGUGUUGGGCACGCUAGAACUGCAGCUUGAUGAGGAGCAGCCCGCAGGCACCAUCGUGGGUGACAUCAGUGCCGGCCUGCCCCCCGGCGUCACGGCUUCGCUCUACUUCAUCUCGGACCACGAGGGGACUGGGGUGGGCAGUGACCUGCACAUCGACGAAACCACGGGCAUCAUCAAGACGGCCAAAGUUCUAGACAGGGAAGUGAGGGACCACUACAACUUCAUUGCCGUCACCAUGACUGGGGUAACCGUGGAAGUGUCCAUUGUGGUGAACGACAUUAACGACCACGCGCCAGUGUUCCCCAGGGAAAGGGCCACCUUCAAAAUCCCAGAGCAGACAGCUGUGGGAACCAGGUUUCCCCUGGAGCCAGCCUCCGAUGCUGACAAGGACCAGCUGACCACUCAGGGGUACGUCAUCAAAGAUGGGAAUGUGGGGCAGGCUUUCCGGCUUGAGACCAAGAGGGGCACCAACAAGGUCCUUUACUUGGAUCUGGUGGUCAAUGCCAUCUUGGACAGAGAGAAAAGGCCAUCCUACUCUUUGGUCCUGGAAGCCUUUGAUGGUGGCUCUCCCAAGAAGACUGGACAGAUGGUGCUGGAGGUUUCUGUGCAGGACAUAAAUGACCAUGCUCCUGUCUUCAACCAGAGCCGCUACCAUGCCAUAAUCUCAGAGAAUCUGCCGCUGGGCAGCAAUAUCCUGCAGGUCUUUGCUACUGAUGCAGAUGAGGGAGACAAUGGGCUGGUGCUGUAUGAGAUCAACAGGAGGCAGAGUGAUGCGGAACACUACUUUGUCAUUGACUCACGCUCUGGCAUGAUCACUCUCAACAAGGCUUUGGACUACGAAAUGAGGAAGGUCCAUGAGCUGGUGGUGCAGGCCCGGGACAACGCCAGUCAGCCAGAGAUCACCAAUGCCUUCGUCACCAUUCACGUGCGUGACUACAAUGACAACCAGCCCACUAUGACCAUCAUCUUCCUCAGCGAAGAUGGUUCCCCCCGGAUCUCAGAGGGAGCUCAGCCUGGACAGUAUGUGGCCCGGAUCUCUGUAUCAGACCCGGACUAUGGCGAGUACUCCAAUGUUAACGUGUCUUUGGAGGGCGGGGAUGGCAAGUUUGCCCUGACCACUAAGGAUAGCAUCAUCUACCUCAUCUGUGUGGACCAGAUCCUGGACCGUGAGGAGAGGGACUCCUACGAGCUGCGGGUCAUGGCCACCGAUUCCGGCACCCCGCCUCUCAGAGCCGAGUCCUCCUUCACUAUUCAGGUGACCGAUAUCAAUGACAACCCUCCGCUCUUUGACCAGCAGGAGUACAAGCACACUAUUCCAGAGGUGGUAUAUCCAGGAAGCUUUGUGCUACAGGUCACAGCCAGGGACAAAGACCAAGGCCCCAAUGGAGAUGUGCACUACAGCAUCCUCCAGGACCUGGGGUCCCACUCCGAUUGGUUCACAAUCGACCCUGUGACGGGGAUAAUCACCACGACAACCCAGCUGGAUUAUGAGACCGAUCCCAAGCCCAGCCUGACCGUGGUGGCCACCGAUGGAGGGCGACCGCCCCUGUCCUCCACAGCUGUAGUCAAGGUCAUCUUGCAGGAUAUAAAUGACAAUGAGCCAGUUUUCGGGAGCAGCUUCUACAACGUUUCCAUCAAGGAGAACACAUCUGCAGGGACUUGCUUUCUGGAGGUGGUGGCAACCGAUGCGGACGGGGGCUCGUUUGGUUCCAUCUCAUACUCCCUUGGGUCGGGGGUUGGCACCGUGACUCCUGCUCAGUUUACCAUCAGCAAGGAGACGGGUCAGAUCUGCACCAGCGCGCCUCUGGACCGGGACCAGGGACCUGCCAGCUAUGACUUCACCGUCACAGCGGUGGACGGGGGUGGCCUUAAUUCAGUGGCCCAUGUGUCAGUGCACCUGCUGGACAUCAACGACAACAGGCCCACCUUCUACCCAGUGCACUACGCCGUCAGCCUGAGCACACAGAGCGCGCCUGGGACCUCCGUUGCCCGGGUGACGGCCUACGACCCCGACGCAGGGGAGAACGGGAGGGUGACGUACCGCACCGUCCCGGGGGGCAGCUCCUCCUACUUCACCCUAAACAAGGACACAGGCGUCAUCUCUUUGUCCCGCUCGCUCCACGGGAAGGCCAACUCGGUCAUCCCCAUGGUGAUCACGGCCCAGGACGGCGGUGGGCUUACAGCCCCGGUCAAUGCCCGUGUCAACAUCAGCGUGGUUGCUGGCUCAGUGGCGCCCCCAGUCUUUGAGCAGGCGCAGUACUUCUUCACUGUCUCCGAGGAUGUGCUGCGAGGCACAGAGGUGGGCGUGGUGAGGGCGAACAGCCGGAGCGGGGCCUCCAAGGAUGUCUCCUACACCAUCUCCUCAGGGGAUCCAGACGGCUACUUCACCGUGGACGCGGAGACGGGCGCGUUACGGACCAGUCUGCCGCUGGACCACGAGGCGCGGCCCUCCCUGGACCUGGAGGUGCAGGCCCGCAGCGGCUCCCCCCCGGCUUACGGGCAGACGCGCGUGCGCGUCACCAUCGCUGACGUCAACGACAACGCACCCACCUUCCUGCCCUCGUCGUCCGAGUCCCUGUUGCUGCCCGAGGCCACCAAGAUGGGCACGGUAGUGUACCGGGUGCGGGCCGAGGACCGCGACUCCGGGCCCAACGGCCAGCUCAGCUUCGACCUGGCGUCCGCCGGCGGGCAGCGCACCUUCGGCGUGGACCGCAGCAGCGGGGAGAUCCGGCUGAUCGGCAGCCUGUCGUACGAGACCAUGCCCCGCUAUGACCUGCAGGUGACUGCCAAGGACAGUGGUGCACCUCAGCUGAGCGCCACCUUCACGCUGGUGGUGCACGUGCAGGCUGAGAAUGACCAGGGUCCCAUGUUCGACACGCUUACCUACCGAGUCGAGCUAAAGGAGGGAACACCCCUCAGCACCCACUUCCUUCAAGUGCGUGCCCUGAACAGGGACGCGGCCGGGGCGGGCGGGACGGCCGGAGGCUCCUCCCCUUCCUCCGGCACGCUGGCGUACCACCUGCGGCCGGACGGGGACGCGGCCGGGUUUGGCAUCGUCCCCGACAGUGGGUGGCUGUUUGUGAAGAGCGCCCUGGACAGGGAGGCCAAGGACAUGUACCUGCUGACGGUGCUGGCCACUUCCGGCAGUGGGCAGCUGAAGAAAACGGGAAGUGCCACAGUGCGGGUAUCUGUGACGGACGAGAACGACAACGCCCCCCGUCUCACGCAGGAGCGGGUCUUCCUGGCCGUUCAGGAGGGCCUGCCUCCGGGGACCGGUUUUGGGAGGGUGUCGGCCACCGACCGGGACGCUGGCCUCAACAGCCGUCUCACUUACCGCCUCCUGCACACGGACCGCAACUUCCAGAUCAACUCCCAGACUGGGGAGAUCAGCACCAAGACUGAACUGGACCGUGAGCACCAGUCCAGUUACCAGCUGGUGGUGGUAGUCCAGGAUGGAGGCACGCCCCCGCGGAGUGCCACAGGCACUGCCCAUAUCACCGUGCUGGACAAGAACGACAAUACCCCCUCCUUUACCCACACUCCGGGGAGGGAGCUACUCAUGCAGGUGAUGGAAGGGCAGCCCUCUGGCUCUCUGUUGGGGACAGUGCAGGCCAAAGACCCUGACGAGGGGGAGAACGGCACCGUCCACUACUCCCUGUCAGGCCCCAGGGCAGAGCGAUUCUCCCUCAAUCCCAACACUGGAGAGCUGCGCACCUCCUCUCCGCUGAGCCAGACAGAGAGAGCAGAGUACAGCUUCACGGUCAUGGCCUCUGACCGGGGCCUGCCCCCUCAGAGCUCCACCUGCAGCCUCCGCAUACAGGUUCUUAGCUCCAGAAAGGCCCUUCCCACACCCAACUCCCUUUCAAUGACCCUCAACUCUGUGGAGGGAGCCAAACCGGGUUCCAUCAUUGGCUCUGUUCGAACACAUGACCAGCCGAAAGCGCCGGAAGAGGGUCAGGUAACCUACCUAGUGGUUGGCGGCACAGACCGUGACGGCACGUUCAUGGUGGACCGCCUGACGGGGGAUGUCUACCUGGCCAGGGAACUGGACUACGAGCAGGGCGCCCGUUACACCCUGCAGAUCGAGGUGGAUGACUUUUCCAAGGCCUAUCCCAGCAGCCACCUGGUCCAGCUGGACAUUGAUGUGCAGGACAGCAAUGACCACGCGCCCCAGUUCCCAGAAGACCCCGUCACCAUUGUCAUCCCUGAGGACAUGGAGCCUGGCUCCUCCAUCUACACCUUCCAGGCCGUGGAUAGGGACGGGAGCGGGCCCAACAGCGAGGUGCGCUACUCCAUCCUACACCGCUGGCCCGACCAGGCCGACCUCCUGACCCUGGACCCCACCAGCGGUGUGCUGACACUAGGGCAGGCGCUGGACCACGAGACCACCUCUGCCCUCUUCCUGGUCGUGCGGGCCACAGACUCCGCCUCCGACCCCGCUCAGCGGCGCUGGGGCUCAGUGACGGCCCGCAUAUUCGUGACAGACGAGAACGACAACGCGCCCGCCUUCAGCUCGCCCACGGCGGUCAGCGUGAUGGAGGACCAGCCCGUGGGCUUCGUGGUCCUGUACGUCAUGGCCCGCGACGCUGACGAAGGCGAGAACGGCCGCGUCUCCUACCGCAUCCAGACAGGGAACACGGGGGGCAGAUUCAGCCUCAACCCCAACACGGGUUCCCUGUCCAUCCUCAAGGCCCUAGACCGCGAGGAGCAGGGGGUCUACAACCUGACCAUCGUCGCAGAAGAUCACGGGACGCCCCAACAUUCCACCACUCAGCUGUUGUCUGUUCAGGUGAUCGACGUCAACGACGAGGCCCCAUGGUUUGAGAAGAGCGAGUUCGAGGCCCAGAUCAUGGAGAACCAGAGCCCUGGGACAGUCGUGUUGACCGUGUCUGCAUCUGAUCGGGACCAAGGGGCUAAUGGCCAAGUGACCUAUGGAGGCAUUGCGGAGGAUGGGUUCAUCAUUAAUCCAGUGACAGGUGUUAUUUCGACCACCAAAGCUCUGGACAGGGAGGUCCAGGACCGCUACAUGUUGACAGUCUAUGCCAAAGAUGGUGGCCUCCCGCCAAACUUCUCCAAGGCCACGGUGAGGAUCGAAGUUCUGGAUGAGAAUGACAACACCCCAACCUUUGGGAGGCUUUUCCACUCCCUGGAGGUUCCUGAGAACCUGGAGUCUGUGGAGCUUUUCACCCUGAGGGCCACUGACCAAGAUUCUGGGGACAGUGGGAAAGUACAGUACAAGAUUUCAGCUGGCGAUGUUGCUGGUGACUUCCAUCUGGACAGCAGCUCAGGGGUGCUGUCCACCUCCAGGCCUCUGGACAGAGAGAGCAGGCACAGCUACACGCUUACGGUGGUGGCCCAGGACCAGGGGGCACCCCCCCUCAGCAGCACUGCUACUGUGGAGGUGUCCGUGUUGGACGUCAACGACAACAGCCCGAGGUUCGAGAGGAACAGCUACACCAUAGACGUCUCGGAGGACGCCGCCGUUGGGACACUGGUGCUGGAGGUGACGGCCACGGACGAGGACGAGGGCCUGAACGGGAAGAUGCUGUACUUCCUGACCAGUGAGUCUGCGGGCAUGUUCGCCGUGGAACAGGAAACGGGGCGGAUCACGGUAGCAGCGCCGCUCGACCGGGAGAAACGCGCCUCCUACAGCUUCCACGUGUGCGCGGUGGACUCGUCCCCCGCCAGCCCCCGCAACUCCACCGCCCAGGUGACCGUCAACGUCCUGGACGUGAACGACAAUGCGCCCUUCUUCAUCCAGGACCCGAUGGUCAUCAACGUCUCCAGCGGCAGCGUCUCCACCCACCAGGUGGUGGCCACCAUGAAGGCCGAGGAUAAGGACUUUGGGGCCAACGGGUCGGUCUUCUACCGCUUUGCCAGCCCCGUGCGUGGCUUCACCAUCAACUCCCUGACUGGAGAGAUCCAGGUGACGGAGAGCCUGCAGUCACUGACCCAGAGCCAGCGGACCCUGAUUGUAGAGGCCAUGGACCAGGGCAGCCCUGCCCAAUCCUCCCUGGGGGUGGUGGUCAUCUACAUUCGGGAGCAGGAUUACAAAGGCAUCCGCUUCUCUCGAAACACAAGGGACGUGAGCCUCCAGGAGAACGCAGCCAAAGGGACAGCUGUAGUACAGGCACAGGCGCAGUAUCCAGACGGCUCUCGCAGAGGCAUCAGCUACAGCAUAUUCAGCGGCAACAGAUACCAGUCCUUCAGCAUCAGCUCCAGCACAGGUGAGAUCUGGGUACAGAGCUCGUCUGGCCUGGACUUUGAGGACACCCCCAGACUCCGCCUUGUGGUAAAAGCAGAAACUGCAUCCUCCAGCUCCUACAUGGCUGUCAACUUGAUUCUUCAGGACAUCAAUGACAAUCUCCCGAGAUUCCAACUGCAGAAUUAUGUGGUCUAUAUGCGGGAGGCACAAGGCUAUGACAUCCCUAUCAUUCAGGUUAUGGCCGAUGAUCUCGACCAGGGUCAGAAUGGUCAGGUCACCUACUCCAUCAAGUCGUCCACCAGAAGCGGCCUCUUCAAGAUUGACCCCCUCACUGGCAGCAUCACCACAGCUGCCAUCAUGGACAGGGAGAUAUGGACACAAACCAAGCUCGUUGUCACAGCAACCGACCGGGGCAAUCCCAAAUUGGCUGGCUCGGCUACUCUCACAGUGAUCAUUGUGGACCUCAACGAUAACAGUCCCACAAUCCCCUUGCCACGGGAAGUCCGCGUGGCUGAGAACACCCUCAUUGGCACUGAAAUCACCCAAGUGACAGGGAACGAUGUAGACUCAGGCCCCGCCCUGUCCUACUCCCUAUACCUGGAUAGCCAUGCCAUGGGAAAGUUUGGGAUUCACCGCUACGGGGGAGGUGUGUCCCUGACUGCCCCGCUGGACUUUGAGGAGAGGACCUGGUACACUCUCACUGUCCGUGCGUCCGAUUCCAAGCACCAGAGUGAAGCCAACUUGACUGUGCUGGUAGAGGAUGUGAAUGACAAUGCACCAAUUUUCACCCAGGAUCUCUACCAGGUUACAUUGUCUGAGCAUUCUCCACCAGGAAGUCCUGUUAUCACAGUGACUGCCACAGAUCGGGACUCAGGAGAGAAUGGGAAAGUGACUUACAGAGUGAUGUCAUCAUCCAGAGACGGCUUUUACAUCAAUCCCAACAAUGGCACCUUAUUCAUCAACCAGAGGACAGAGUUUGACCCUGAGAGACCUUCGGUCAGCGUUGUGAUCGAGGCCCGGGAUGGUGGCACCCCGGCUCUGUCCUCUAUCACCACUGUCCAAGUGCAGCUGUCUGACAUCAACGACAACGCUCCGAUCUUCCACCAGUCCGAGUACAGGGCUACCGUGUCGGAGGAUGGCCUUCCCGGGGCCACCAUCUUGACCCUGGAGGCUGUGGACGGUGACUUGUCGCGGGAGAACUGCGGCUUCGACUUCGCCAUCGCCAGCGGCAACGCGGGGAACGCCUUCCAGAUCGAGAGCAGCGUGCGCUUCCUCGAGGGGCGUGGCUUCCAGACGGUGGGCACCCUCAUCCUGGCGGACCGGCUGGACUUUGAGAGCACGCCCCGCUACAACCUCACCAUCGUCGUGUCCGACCGCGGCGUGCCCCAGCGCAGCUCCAGCGUGCCGGCCGUGAUCACCGUAACCGACGCCAACGACAACCCGCCGGCGUUCAGCCGAGCCGAGUACACCGUGGUGCUGAGCGAGGGGGCGGCCGCGGGAACGGAGAUCCUGCGACUGUCUGCCACCGAUCCGGACUCUGCGCCCAACGCUGAGGUACAGUACUCCAUCAGCUCGGGGGACGAGAUGGAGCUCUUCUCCAUGGACCUGUGGACCGGAGCACUCCGGUUGCAGCGACCUCUGGACCGCGAGAGGCAGUCGUCGCACGUGGUCAUCGUCCAGGCCUCCGAUGGCCACGGCCACUUUGCCCUGGCGCCCGUCACCGUAGAAGUGAAGGACAUCAACGACAACAGGCCCUACUUCCCCCUUGAGACUCUGACGGCCAGCAUUCGUGAAAACCAGCCUCCAAACGCCCCGGUUACUGUGCUGCAUGCCAUAGACCAUGACUCAGGCAUUUACGGUCAGCUGCGGUAUUAUAUGGUGGAUAGAUCUGGUGAGGGCAAGGAGUCCUUUGUAGUAAACCAGACCUCAGGGGAAGUGCGGUCACGUUUAUCCUUUGACUUUGAGAAGGUCAACUCCUUUAGCUUCGUGGCUUUGGCGAUGGAUGCAGGCAACUACUCAGCCACAGUCAUAGUGCAGGUUUACGUGACCGGAGAGGAUGAGUACGACCCGCUCUUCACCUCCUCUGAGUUCACCUUUGAGGUGCCAGAGGGAGCAAAGAAAGGGCAAAGCAUAGGUCAGGUACAGGCCAGCGACGAAGACGGCGGCGUGGACGGAAUCGUCCUGUACUCCUUUGCCAGCAGCUCCCCCUACUUUGACGUGAACAGGACCACAGGGGUGAUCUUCCUCAAGAUGGACAGCUCGAGUCGGCACAGCGGGGCGGGCCGCUCCAAGAGAGAGACUCGACAAAUGACCCUGGACGUGACGGCGCACAGCCCCCUGGACACUUCUCGUGUGGCCACCGCUCAGCUGACCAUCGAUGUGACCCACACCUCCUUCGGCCUGGCGCCGGACCUCAACAUCCUGUUGAUCAGCGUCAUCGCCGUUUCGCUGGGGGUCAUCGUCAUCUUGAUCAUAAUCGCCGUGGCUCUGUUCGUGGUGAAGUCCAGACGGCGGAAGAAAGAGCAGGUGGCCGGCAGCAGAGCAGCGUCCUCAGGCACCGCCCUGCAGAAGCUGGAUGAGUCUAAGACACCUGGAGGCGAGCGGAUUUACCAUCAAACUCUGCCGGGGUAUGCUGGUGAUCAAGGUGGAACGGGUGGAGGCCCCUACACUCGAGGGGGAUCCCUGGACCCCUCCCACUCCAGCGGGAGGGGUUCAGCAGAGGCAGCUGAGGACGACGAGAUCCGGAUGAUCAACGAGUACCCUCGCGUCUCCAGCAUCUCCUCCUCCAUGCAGGAGCACAUCUCGGCCCGUGGACCCGACUCUGGGAUCCAGCAGGAUGCAGACCAGCUGUCGGACAUCUCCUGUGAGCCCGGCGCCAUGGAUUCGAGCCAGUGGUUCAAAGGCAAGAAGUUAGGCAGCCUCAGUGGGAAUCUGUUGUCUAGUCAGCUGCCUGUCUACCGGGAUGAGGGCGGGGGCUACCUGGGUGUGGGAAGAGGGCUAAAUAUCUCCCAUCCUAAAGAUUACGCUUUCCCCGAAGAUGGUAAACCCUCUGUGGAUGGCUCUCUCACUGCCAUUGUGGCCAGUGAUGAGGAGCUGCGAGGCAGCUACAACUGGGACUACCUUCUCAACUGGUGCCCCCAGUUCCAGCCCCUGGCUAAUGUCUUCACUGAGAUUGCGCGGUUGAAGGAUGAGAGUGCCCCUCCCAACCCCCGUCGGCCCUUCCAGCCCAAGGCGAAGCUGGACCCUAAGCCCAGGAUCGAUCCGCCUCCGCUAAUCACCUCCGUGGCUCACCCGGGGGCCAAAUCUGUCCCCCCAAAACCUGCGAUUGGACGGACGUUCCCACAUCUCUCGUCCCUCAGGCGGUCGCCCAUCAGCCACGAGGGCUCCAUCUCUUCGGCGGCCAUGUCGCCCAGCUUCUCCCCCUCGCUCUCCCCGCUGGCGGCCCGUUCGCCGGCUGUGUCCCCGUUUGGUGUCACGCAGGGCCCCUCUGCGUCCAUGAUCAGCACGACAGAGCACUCUCUGGAGAACAGCGAGGAGGCUGAGAUGAGGAUUUGAUACCAGUGUGAACGGUCCCAAAUCCUUGUAGCGUAGUAUGACAAAGAAGAGCCCUGGCGUCACUCCUUUCUCAGCACGACAAAGGCCCCUGAUAACCAUGGGGCAUCUCUCGCUAUCCAUCCAGCAGUGUCAUACUCCUCAGUAUUAAUAUGUGCAGGUGAACAUUUUAUGUUCUGGCUGGCCAGAGAGCUGAGGGUCUGGUUUUCUUUAGUUUUAGCUGACAAAGCUCUGAAAGUCCUCAGUAUUCUGUUUAGGCAGGCCAACAUGACUGCCCUCAGCUUCCUUUUUUGGAUCCCUUGGACAAAUGUCUACGAGUGUUUAAGACAUUGAGAAAAUUGUAACAUUUGCACAUUUGAAAAGGGGAAUUAAGAUUGAUGUCAAAGUCAUGUAGAA